GUGUGUGUGUGUGUGUGUGUGUGCGUGUGUGUGUGUGUGCGUGUGUGUGUGUGUGUGUUCAUCUGCAGAGGAAGCAGCAAGGGGAAAGACAUCAGUACUAUCAAGUCUCUGCGUGUGCUCCGAGUACUGCGGCCUCUGAAAACCAUCAAGCGUCUGCCCAAGCUAAAGGCUGUCUUUGACUGUGUGGUGAACUCUCUGAAGAAUGUGUUGAACAUACUCAUUGUCUACAUGCUGUUCAUGUUCAUCUUCGCUGUGGUGGCUGUGCAGCUCUUCAAAGGCCGUUUCUUCUACUGUACCGAUGAAUCCAAGGAGUUUGAGCGUGACUGCAGGGGCGAAUAUCUUGUCUAUGAAAGAGAUAACGAAGUGCGGGCGCAGAAGCGGGAAUGGAAGAAAUACGAUUUCCACUACGACAAUGUGCUCUGGGCCCUUCUCACCCUCUUCACCGUUUCUACGGGAGAGGGGUGGCCACAGGUGCUGAAACAUUCAGUGGAUGCGACCUACGAGAAUCAGGGCCCGAGUCCAGGUUACCGGAUGGAAAUGUCCAUCUUUUACGUGGUGUACUUCGUGGUCUUCCCCUUCUUCUUCGUCAACAUCUUCGUGGCUCUUAUCAUCAUCACUUUCCAGGAGCAAGGAGACAAAAUGAUGGAAGAGUAUAGCCUGGAAAAGAAUGAGAGAGCCUGCAUAGACUUCGCCAUCAAUGCUAAACCGCUCACGCGACACAUGCCUCAGAACAAACAGACAUUCCAGUACCGCAUGUGGGAAUUUGUGGUGUCCCCUCCAUUUGAAUACACCAUCAUGACCUUGAUUGCCCUCAACACCAUUGUCCUAAUGAUGAAGUAUGAUGGAGCAUCAGAUGUCUAUGAAGCUGUAUUAGCCAACCUGAACAUAGUGUUCACCUCACUUUUCUCCAUGGAGUGCUUAUUGAAGAUCAUUGCCUUCGGAGUGCUGAACUACUUCAAAGACGCCUGGAACAUCUUCGACUGUGUGACUGUACUUGGCAGCAUCACUGAUAUUUUAGUCACAGAGCUAGGGAUGAACAACUUCAUAAAUCUGAGUUUUCUGAGGCUCUUCAGAGCCGCUCGUCUCAUUAAGUUGCUCAGGCAGGGUGAGACCAUACGCAUCCUGCUCUGGACCUUCGUCCAGUCUUUCAAGGCUCUGCCGUAUGUGUGCCUACUCAUCGCCAUGCUGUUCUUCAUCUACGCCAUCAUCGGCAUGCAGCUGUUCGGGAACAUUGCGAUUGAGGAGGAUGGUGAGAGUGCCAUUAACCAGCACAACAACUUCAGGACUUUUUUCCAGGCCCUAAUGCUGCUCUUCAGGAGUGCUACAGGCGAGGCAUGGCACGACAUCAUGCUCUCAUGUCUGGGGAAGAAGGUGUGUGAUCCUCUCUCUAGUAACCCGGAGCCAGAAUGUGGGAGCGAGUUUGCCUACCUCUACUUUGUCUCCUUCAUCUUCCUCUGUUCCUUUCUGAUGCUGAAUCUGUUCGUGGCUGUGAUCAUGGAUAAUUUCGAGUACCUGACGCGCGACUCCUCUAUCCUGGGACCCCAUCACCUGGACGAGUAUGUGAGAAUCUGGGCGGAGUAUGACCCAGCUGCGUGCGGGCGCAUUCAUUAUAAGGAUAUGUACAGUUUAUUGCGAGUUAUCGACCCCCCUCUGGGCUUAGGCAAGAAAUGUCCUCAUAGGGUGGCCUGCAAGAGACUGCUGCGCAUGGAUCUGCCAGUCGCUGAUGACAACACAGUGCACUUUAAUUCCACACUUAUGGCCUUAAUCCGAACUGCUCUGGACAUCAAGAUCGCCAAGGGUGGGGAAGGAGGCGUAGAUAAGCACCAGAUGGAUGCUGAACUAAGGAAGGAGAUGAUGGCGAUAUGGCCUAAUCUCUCUCAGAAGAAUCUGGACCUUUUGGUGACACCCCACAAGUCAGCGACAGACCUGACAGUGGGAAAGAUAUACGCUGCCAUGAUGAUCAUGGAGUACUAUCGGCAAAGUAAAGCCAAACGGACACAGGCUAUCCACGAUGAACAGAAUCGAACGCCAUUAAUGUUUCAGCGUCUGGAGCCGCCGUCUCCAAGCCAGGAUGUGGGACAGGGACUCACUGGCCUUCCCGAAACACAACUGCACCCUGCAAAUCAUCUCCCUGUUGAUGAAAGGAUCCCAGAGAGCCAAUCAUGGGUGACAGCGCGAGCCCAGGAGAUGUCUCAGAAAGCAGGAAGCUGGAGUCCUGAAGGCCAACACCCAGACGACCCCGCAGAUAACCGCAGACAGUCUCAGACAGUAGAGAUGAGAGAGAUGGUGCGGGACGGGUACUCGGACACUGAGCACUAUCUGCCGAUGGAAGUCCAUGGCAGGGCUGCUUCCAUGCCUCGACUCCCAGCAGACAACCAACAGCCUCGGAGGAAAGGACGGCACCGGGGAGAUAAUCUCGCUACCAUCACCGAUAACAGUCCGAUGAAACGUUCGGCUUCAUCUUUGUGCCACGGGCGUCAAGGCCGUUCAGUGCGGGGCGAGGACUACGCCAUGGACAGGGUUAUCCCAGAAGAGGGUCAAAGACAUGGACAUCGCCACCGAGACCGCAGUCACCGUGCGUCAGAGCGCUCCCUGAGCCGCUACACUGAUGCUGACACAGGUCUUGGCACUGACCUCAGCACCACCACACAGUCAGGAGACCUGCCAUCUAAGGAGCGGGACCGGGGCCGGGCCAAAGACCGCAAGCACCACCAUCAUCACCAUCACCAUCACGGUUCUCUAGAUAAGGAGCACUACGGACACGAGAGAGAACGAGGGGACUACGGCCACAGAGGGUCUGGAGAGAGAGACCGCCGCUGGUCCCGCUCCCCGAGUGAGGGCAGAGAGUGCCUGACUCACAGACAGGGCAGUAGUUCAGUAAGCGGCAGUCCAGUCCCCUCCACCUCUGGGACCAGCACGCCCCGCCGCGGCCGGCGUCAGCUUCCCCAAACCCCCGCCACGCCCCGACCCCAUGUCACCUACUCUCCCGUGGUCCGUAAGCCCAUUGGAGGCACUCCCCCUCCGGGCCAGCAGAACCGACACCCCACCCCGACCUCCCGUCGGUUCAGUCCGCCCGGCCCCGAGCCCCCGCCUCCCCCUCCCCACCACGGCUCUCCUCGCUCUACCCGUCAUGCACACUGGGGCCCUGACCCCACGGAGAGCGUGGAGGGCGACGCUUUCUACGACAAGCAAGACAACGAGUUCAAUCACCACGAGCCUCCAUCCUACGAGCAAAGCCCUGUGCAGGGCAACCCUCACCCACAUUCCCCCAGGACUUCCCGCCACAGCACCCCCCCUCAGGGCCAGCCACAUCCACGGCGCAUGCCAAACGGCUACCGUUCGUCUUCGCCCUCUCCCCACCACCACACACCUGCUCACCCGGGAACUCAUAAGCCUCCUCAUCCCAGAGGGCCCAGGAAGGGCCUCCAUGAACCCUACAGUGAGACUGAUGAGGAUGACUGGUGCUAGCCUCUGGGACGGGGAGGGGUGAUUGGCCACUCAGUCCGGGGAAACACUAGGCAGAGCGCUGAAUGUCCACAGGGGAAAUCAAGGCAUGAUUCGUUUCUUUCUAUUUCUCGUUUCUUUUCCGAUUCCUCUGCUGCCGAGUGUUUCCCUGAAAGCCACGGACAGCUGCCAGUGAAUAUGAAGACUUCUGAAUACGAAAUCCUGUUCUUAGCCUUUUUUCUGAAGAAUAUAACAAUGUUUUGAUAAGGAGGAGGAAUGUCUGAACUUCGUUCCCCAGGACAUUUCACGCAGUCCCUCCGGAAAUGAGCUGCUAGGAACUCUUUAGCACUCGUUAAAAAAAAAAAAAAAAAAGGUGGAGCACUUUUUAUUUUGCAGAACUUAACAGGAGAUUCGUUUAUUGCAAAAAUCAGUCCAGAUGCUGGGAAAUAUCGAUGAGUUUUAUCAUCUGUGUUUACUGUUAAUAAUCAUCCCAGUGAGGGGGAGGCGUUGUUCGCCCGUGCGGGGAAGUUGUGGGUGGAGUUGGAGGUGAACUCACCUGAGCUAAAUCAGGAAAGCCCACCCUGCACUUCAGACCCCCAAACGCAAGAAAGAAGAAUCACAGACAAAAUAAUAAUAAUAAUAAUAGGAGAGAGAAAAAAUGAAAUGCUCCUCACUCUUUCUUCUUCUACGGCUUCGUCUUCUGCUUCUCACUGGAAACAUUGGAGUUUGAAUCUUCUGUUGCACUGCCCAGCUUUGUUUGGACUCCCAGAACAUAAAUCCCUCGGAAAUCCUGCAUGAUUGAAAAAAAAGAGAGAGAAAAAAAAAUACAUAAAGAAACUUUGGAUAAAAAGGGGGAGGGGGGAUCGAUUCGUUGGCUCUUUUGUCAUGUCCCUGGCGUUCUCUCUCUCUCUCUCUCUCUCUGUGAGAUCCCUCGCUCCUGAAGGAGGAAAGGGGAGAAGAAGCCAUUGCUAAUGUUCGUCCCAGUAAAUGGGUGACCAGAGAGAAGUUCGCAAUGUUUUCUACCAGAUUUGGUGCCGAAUUUGCGAAUCAGAAAUAAAUGGAUAGCACAAUUAUUUUUAAGCUUGACAUUUUAUAACUUUUUAUUUACAUUCCUCCAUCAGUGUGUAGAUGAUUUGCUCACUUGCACAAAAAUGCAGAUAUAAUAGCACGUAAAAUACACAAACAUGUAAAUGACACGUGUGAUUCUUUUCCCUUACACCGCCGUAAACGUGCUCUUCCAGUCUUCCAGGGUAAACACAGACAGAGAGGUGAUGGGGAGAAAAGAGAGAGAGAGAGAGAGAGAACCUCUCCAACUUUACAUAUGAUUUCAUGUCGAUAAUGAUAAUGUGUGUAUAAAGAUGAUUGCAUAAAUGAAGAUAAUUGUUGAUGAAGAUGAUAAUGAUGCUGCUGAUGAAUGAUGAUGAUGCUUAUAAUUAGUUUUUUCUACCUGUUUUUGUAUUUGACACAGCUGCUCUUUGUAUUGCCAUACUUGUUUUGGUGUGAGUUUAGUGUAGAUGGUGUGGAGCUCUGUGAUAGUGAGCCGUUAUGGGCCGUGACAGAAACCCAUCCGUCCUCGGAUGUUUCCAUGGAAACACUUUCUCAGCCGUAUCAUUGAGCGUUAAUGACAGUGCGAAGCAUGCAUCUGACCUCGAGUCUCUGUAACUGUGAACACUUUUUAUCAAGAAGGAAAACAAUGAAAAGGAUAAAAGAUAGUAGAGGAAGAGCUGACUAGCUAUCAGCCAUAUUGAUAUAAACGUGUUGUAUACAUCUUUAAAGAGCAUUUAGAUAUUAAGUAAACAAGGAUUGGUUAGGCUGGCAUAAAACUCUUACAAUUAUUAUUAUUUACAUCUAUUUUUACUCUUUUAAUAAUAAUCUUAAUUUAAUAGGAUUUUAAUUUAUUUAUUAAAUUAUUUUUAUAAUUCUCUAUUUAGAAUGUGUUUCUUAUUCAAUUAUUAAAUGAAUUAUUUAUUAAAUAAAUUCUAUAUUAAAAUAGAGAUUUACAUUAUAGAUUGAGAACCCCUGUUUUAAACUAACCUAAAAAGUCCCUUUGACAUUUUGAUGUGCUAGUCAAUGGUGAGAAGGUAACUGAGCUCCACUACCUCUACAAGAUCAGCAGGUGGCGCUGUGAUCCACGUUGUUCUGCAGCCAGUGGCUCUGGCUCUUGUCAGUCUCACCUUUUUCUGUUCCAUGUUUAUGUCAAUGACCUGUACACUGAGAGUCGUACUAUGUGUCUGUCACCGAUGGUGCACGGUCCUGUGUUCAGGAAAUGUAACACAGCCAAUCAAACUGCACAGGAACAUGUAACACAGCCAAUCAAAUUGCAUGGGUGAAAUAAUGACCGGGCCUUUUCUGCCAAAACUUGUCUCUUGUGUCCCACUAAUCUUUGUGUCUUUUGGCCCAUAUUACCAUCGUCAUCUCAGUCUUCUUUAUCCUCUGUGGAAUGACUCUGCAUACACAGACACGCUGCCGAACGAGUCCAACUUUUAAGCAUGCGCAAACUAGACAAUGUAUGUAGCAUUUACUAACAUAUUAACAUGCACAAUCCCACUCGAGUGAGUCCUGUAUGUAGCAUUACUGAUGAAACUGGUAAGUGUGUGGCUCUCCUUUUGAGACUGUUUGUUUAAGUGUGUCCACAACCGGUGAGUAUAUUGUCCUUGAGGAUGUAAACAUUAGACACAGGAUUCAAGUUUCAUGUCUCCCCUUGCUAGUUGAGCGUUAUUAGUUUUUGUUGUCAUUGUUUUUUUUUUUUUGAGAACUGCAUUCUUAGGAAUGUAUUACUGAGAUUAAUCAGUGCCUUAUUCACCGUUAUUUAGACCGCACAUCCCCUCUUUACACAUUUAUACAGCUGCAGUGAAGAUGUCUCUUGGUUUCUUUGAUCCAUGUUAGGCAUUUAGCUUCAUGAGACUUGAGAGUAUCUCUAUAUAUGCAAUACCAACCUGUUUUGAGUUGCAAGAAGAGUCAAGGAAAUGAUGUGUCUCUGUGAACGUUGUGUGUGUGUGUGUUUGUGAUCAGGUCCAUGAUGAUAUGUUUGACAAUAUUCACCAAGCGAAUGAUUUUCAGUCAUCCUCGUUUGCAUGCAUGCUGUUCUCUCAACUUCUUGCUGUGCGUGUGGCUGUGAGAGAAAAGACGAGCGUUGGUCUGGAUAGGACAUUGACAUUUCUCAUUGUCUGUCAUACUGUAACUUAUCAUUACUAACAACCUCAGUUCAUGUUUGGCAAAACACGUGACAAUUUAAAAUACAAUGCCGAUGUGGGAGUCACACUGUAAAAAAGAAGAAACUGAAAAUAAGCAAGUUUUUGUCAGAAAAAAAAAAAAUAAUAAUAGAGAAGCAUUUACCUCGAGAAUUGCAUGUGCAAUGUGCAUGCCACAGCGUUUGAUAACAAGUCAACUGCAGGAAUACGAAAAAAAAAAAUGUUUUGUAGAAAAAUACACAAGUACAGAAAAAUCUUUUUUAAAGUAAUAUAUUACUUUAUGCUCUAUUUUUUAAAAACAGACAUAAAAAAGAACAGCAUAUUCUGGAAAGGAAAAUCACUUUGAUGCAAUUUGAGAGUUGUUUAUUUCUUUGUUUUUAGCUGUUUUUCUGCCAACUAGAAGGAGAGACACUUCAACACUAUGUUCAGGGCACGUCAAUAUGACUAUUGUCACAAAAAAAGAAAGAAAUAAAAGAGUCAAGAACAAA
Molecule: messenger RNA, 7123 nt
Organism: Carassius auratus (goldfish)
Lineage: Eukaryota; Metazoa; Chordata; Actinopteri; Cypriniformes; Cyprinidae
Product: voltage-dependent P/Q-type calcium channel subunit alpha-1A-like
Exons: 24
Coding region: 229-3468 (1079 amino acids)
Biological process (GO): chemical synaptic transmission; calcium ion import across plasma membrane
Cellular component (GO): membrane; neuronal cell body; voltage-gated calcium channel complex
Molecular function (GO): high voltage-gated calcium channel activity; calcium ion binding
Source: RefSeq, a predicted model, not a curated record